Molecule: messenger RNA, 659 nt
Organism: Sabethes cyaneus
Lineage: Eukaryota; Metazoa; Arthropoda; Insecta; Diptera; Culicidae
Exons: 1
Coding region: 161-499 (112 amino acids)
Source: RefSeq, a predicted model, not a curated record
UGUCAAAGAAGUUAAGAAAGUUUAGUCAUCUCUCGAUUGGAUUUUAUUUACUUAUAAGUAUCAUUAAAAGAAAAAUAGUGAAUUGUCACGUUAAUACUUAAUAAGUAGCAAUAAUAAACGUGCAUUGAUUGAUUGGUGCUUUUCGAUAUUAGACAGAACUAUGUUCAAAAAGGCAAAUAAAUUAUCACCACAACCCGCACCACCGUCAGUGGAGCAAAUAAUGGAAGAUCUUGAAACAUUUUGUGUCGAACGUCAACCAACAGAAAAAGUUCGAUCUUUGGAUAGCAGUGCCACUGAGGAGCCGGAUAUUGAGGAUUGGUGGAAGGUGUUCCAAACGUACCUUGAAGACCAUGAGCAAUUUCACAGCAUGAAAAUUGAUAUUGAAAAUUUAAAGAAGAAAUUGUUAGCCACGCAAACUGAAUUACAAGAAGCACGAGAUAGUAUUCAGCGUCAAAUUGACGAGGAUCUCGAAAAAAUUAAGCUAACUAUACAAAGCUGAGGAAUCAUUUAAUUUAGAACACAUUGUAAAAUAGUAUAUACAGGAAAAUAACAAUUAUCGUUUAUAUUAUUUAAAAUUCUUGAUUGUUAAUGAUUCUAUUGGUAAUGCUGGACUUAUCUUUGUAAAUAAAAAAGCUUUUUUUCACAAUAUAUCUCUACUG